Tetrahymena thermophila SB210 is the source of this 1935-nucleotide messenger RNA. Its product is annotated as kinase domain protein. Gene Ontology annotation, cellular component: cytoplasm; nucleus. The transcript has 8 exons. Gene Ontology annotation, molecular function: ATP binding; protein serine/threonine kinase activity. The record is from RefSeq and is a predicted model, not a curated record. Gene Ontology annotation, biological process: endocytosis; peptidyl-serine phosphorylation; signal transduction. NCBI's taxonomy places the organism in Eukaryota, Ciliophora, Oligohymenophorea, Hymenostomatida, Tetrahymenidae.
AUGAUUGUUGAUGAUUAGAUUAGUUAAUAGAAAGAUACUUCAAGCAAUAUUUAAGGAUCCAAUAUGAAAGAGAAAAGGUCAAUCACGCCCAAAAAGAGGAAAAAUUAAAUAUUUAUCCAUAAUUAGUUUUUAGUUUAAGAAUGCAUUUAUAAGGGCAAUUUUUAUAAUACAUACAAAGGAUUUGAUAAAGAGGCCAAGAAGAACGUAGUAAUAAAAAUGUGCAAUCAAUACCAUGAUCAUAUUUCGCAUGAACUGAAGAUCAUAAAGCAUCUCGUAUUAAAUUAAAACAAUGUUACCUGCUUCGUUCCUCCUAUUUGGUAAGGAGAAGAAAAGAUAGCAGGUGUGAAUUAUCAAGUGAAAGUCUUAAAACAAAUGGGACCAAGUCUAAAAAUAGUAUUUAGUCUAUUAAAUAAAUAAUUUAUGCAACAUACAGUUCUACUCAUAGGAUUAAAUUUAAUAAAUUCAAUAGAAAAUCUUCACAAGCAUGAUAUUGUCCAUAGAAAUUUAAGGCCAAGAAAAAUAAUUACUGAUUUUAAUCUUAAGUCUCUAAAUUUAUAUUUCGUAGACUUCAAGAAUGCAAAAAAGUUUAGGCAUAAAAGUGGAUAAACUGUUAAAUACAUAGAAUCAAACAGGCAGUAGAAUAAGGCUUUUGCAAAUAAAUUUUCUAGUUUAGGUGUUCAUAUGGGAAUAUCCCCGAGCCAGAAAGAUGAUAUGGAGAGCAUUGGAUAUAUUUUAAUAUACUUUUUAAAGAAAGGAAAACUCUUUCAUAAAAAAAAAUCCUAUUAAAACCAUGAGGAAAAAAUAAACCACUAUGAAGAAUAAAAAUUAAAUUUUGUGCCUGAAAACUACAAAGAAAUUUUACCUGCAGAAGUCAUUAGUUAUAUUAAUUACAUUAAAAUGCUGAACUAAUAAGAUAGAAUUGAUUAUGAUUACUGUAAAAAGCUUUUUAAAACUGGCAUAUAAAGAUUCAAUAUAAGUGCACAUGAAUAGAGAUAUGAAUGGUCAACUAGGAUUAAAGAAGAUCUAAUUACAUUCAGUAACUAAUAAAAUAAUGGAAACAUUUUAAACCAAUAAAUAUAUGAGCUAUCCAGCAAAGUUCCUUUAAGUGAAUAGAAUCUCGAUAAUAGCUUCCUGAAAGAUUACAACAAUACCUAAUUAUAAAACAAGUAAGAACGUGAAAGAGAGGAACUCUAAUUAAGAGAUAAAGAAGUUUCUAUAGAAGUCAGAAAAAAUACCGAAGAAACGAAUCAUAAAUUGGAAUUAAAUGCAAGUGUUGACUAAGGAAUAAAUGAAAAUUCAUAGAAAUAAAUAGUUGUUUAAAACGGUACAAACAGCUAAAUUCAAAUUACAUAAACCACACAGCAGCAACUGAAUUAGUCCUUUAAUUCGGUAUAAAAUAAAGAAUAGCAGAUAUACCCUUAUUAGUAAGUAAGAGUUGUCAUAGGCUCAUAAAUACAUGUUAUUGGUGACAAUGAGCAAGAUGUUGCAGAAAUUGGUGAAAAAUAUGACUACUAAGCUUUUCUCAGAAUGAAUAGCACUGAUGAAAAAAAUCAGGGUGGCUUUGUAAGAAUGAGUAGCCAAACUUUAGAAUCUUAGUUUCUAAAAGACCCUUUCUAAAGAUAGGCUUCUAAUUUAAGCCGAAAAAGUGAUAGGUCUCUUUUUUCCAGGUUUAACAGUAAAUCUUUCGAUGAGGGUAUUUCAGAUGAGACAAAUACAGAGUUUCCUUCUUUGGAAAAAUAGAUUAUGUCAUUAGGUGGUGGAAUCAACCCAUUUAAUAUGUUUUCUGCUUCGAAAAGGAACAAAUAUUUUUCAAGUCAUAAUAUUGAGAAGCCUUCCUUUUACUAAUAAAGUAAUAGCCAAAUUGAUGAAGUUGAAGAAUUUUCGGAAGUUCAAGUGCAUAAUAACUAAAAUUAUUACAAAAUUGAAAACGACUGA